This is a messenger RNA of Mugil cephalus (flathead mullet), 2029 nucleotides long. Its product is annotated as E3 ubiquitin-protein ligase TRIM21-like. The record is from RefSeq and is a predicted model, not a curated record. Lineage: Eukaryota; Metazoa; Chordata; Actinopteri; Mugiliformes; Mugilidae. Bases 95 to 1756 code for a protein of 553 amino acids. The transcript has 2 exons. Gene Ontology annotation, molecular function: zinc ion binding; protein binding.
UGAAAGUGAAAGUUUGUCUGAACAACAACAGAAAAAAAGUUUUCAUUUCUCUCAAGAGAAAAACUUUUCUGCCAAACACUGGUGAGUUUCAACAAUGUCUGCUGUCAGCUGUCCUCUGUCUGAAGAUCAGUUUCUGUGCUCCAUCUGUCUGGAGGUGUUCACUGAUCCAGUCAGCACACCAUGCGGACACAACUUCUGCAAGAAGUGCAUCACCGAACACUGGAAGAUUAAUGUUCAGUGCCAGUGUCCCAUGUGUAAAAGGGCUUACGGCACGAGACCUGAACUAUUUGUCAACACGUUCAUCUCUGAGAUGGUCGCUCAGUUCAAAUGGUCAGCUAAACACAAAGCCAACACCAGCAGCUCCGAGCAACAAGUUGCCAAACCUGGAGAGAUUCCCUGUGACGUCUGUAGUGGAACCAAACUGAAGGCCUUGAAGUCCUGCCUGGUAUGUCUGGCCUCGUACUGUGAGUCUCACCUGGAACCUCAUCGGACAAUGUCAGGCCUGAAGAGACAUCAGCUGAUGGACCCUGUGGAGGACCUGGAAGGAAGGAUGUGUAUGAAGCACGAUAAACUGCUGGAGCUGUUCUGUAAGACCGACCAGGUGUGUGUCUGCAUGCUCUGCACCGUUUUAGACCACAAGACUCAUGAGGUUGUUCCUCUGAAAGUAGAAUGUGAGGAAAAGAAGACCAAGUUGAAAAUAACUGAAGAGGAAAUUCAGAAGAUGAUCCAGAAGAAACAAGUGAAGAUUCAGGAGAUCAAACACUCAGUGAAACUUAGUAAGGAAGAUGCAGACAGAGAAAUAGCAAAAGGUGUUAAAGUCUUCACUGCUCUGAGGGAAUCUGUUGAUAGAAGCCAGACUGAGCUCAUGAAGACCAUUGAGAAGAAGCAGAGAACAACAGAGAAACAGGCUGAAGGCUUCAUCAGAGAGCUGGAAGAGGAAAUCUCUGAGCUGAAGAAGAGAAGCUUUGAGGUGGAACAGCUCUCCCACUCUGAUGAUCACUUCCCCCUCAUCCACAACUUCUCCUCCAUGAAUGCAGUUCCACCCACCAAGGACUGGACAGAGGCCAGUGUCCAUCAACCGUUAUAUGAAGGAACUGUGAGGAGAGCAGUGACUCAGCUGGAGGAGACUCUCAGUGAACAGACGAAGGAGCUGUUGGAAGAUGAGCUGAAGACAGUCCAGCGGUACGCAGUUGAUGUGACCCUUGAUCCUGAUACAGCAAAUCACAGACUCAUCCUUUCAGAAGAUGGAAAACAGGUGAAUGAUAGUGACCAAGUGAAGAAUGUCCCAGACAACCCAGAGAGAUUUUCUUCUUGCACUUGUGUCUUAGGAAAGCAGGGGUUCUCUACAGGAAGAUUUUACUAUGAGGUUCAAGUGAAAGGGAAGACUGACUGGACUUUAGGAGUGGUUAGAGAGUCUGUUAACAGGAAGGUAAAUAUUAUACUGAGCCCACAGAGUGGUUACUGGACUUUAUGUCUGAGGUACAGAAAUGAGCACUUUGUUGCUGCCGAUACACUGGUGCGUCUCUCUCUGAGGUCAAAGCCUGAGAAGGUGGGGGUUUUUGUAAACUAUGAAGAAGGUCUGGUCUCCUUUUACGAUGCAGAGGUUGCGGCUCUUAUCUACUCAUUCACUGGAUGUUGUUUCACUGAGAAACUCUUCCCAUACUUUAGCCCCUGUAACAAUGAUGAUGGGAAUAACUCCACCCCUCUGAUCAUCUCUCCUGUCAGUUGCGCAAGAGUUGGACAAUUGUGUGUUUAAUACAACAUUAAUAAAUAAUUAGUACCAAUUAUUCACCAGUGCCAGGUAGCAUUUCCUUAUAAUCUUCUUAGUCUGUGUUUUCUCUUUUAGCCUUAUAUUUUUCAUGUACCUUUUUCUCUGACAAGCUGACCAUUUUGAACUUAAGUGAGAAAUUCUAGCUCUGCUGAGGAGGAAAACAUUCAAACCUGAUACUGUAAGAGAUAGGACAACAUAAAGUCUGUAUUUGUGUUUAGUCCAGUAAUUUAAUUUAAAUAAACAUUCAUGUUCUAAGCA